Messenger RNA from Piliocolobus tephrosceles (Ugandan red Colobus), 3970 nucleotides. RefSeq names its product transforming acidic coiled-coil containing protein 2 (gene TACC2). The transcript has 16 exons. The coding region runs from base 494 to 3484 and encodes 996 amino acids. Gene Ontology annotation, biological process: mitotic spindle organization; nuclear migration; cerebral cortex development. The record is from RefSeq and is a predicted model, not a curated record. Gene Ontology annotation, cellular component: cytoplasm. NCBI's taxonomy places the organism in Eukaryota, Metazoa, Chordata, Mammalia, Primates, Cercopithecidae.
GCGGGCGGUCCCGGCGAGGCGGGAGGGGCUGGGGCAGAGGGAGGGUCUUCGCCUCCCCACCCCCAGCCCCGUUUCCGGAGCCCGCGAUGGAGCUUUGUGAAGAUGCGGGCGUUGGGGCUGCUCGGUGAUGAUGACAUCAUCGUGUCACACACAGGAGCUGGCUGCCGGGGGGUUUAAGAGAAGAGCCUUUCGGACCACACCGGCGCUCACGCUCACACCCGCACGCCCCGGGCAGAGCCGCGCACGCCGGCCACACUCGGGCGCGCGCCGGCCACACUCGCGCGCACACAUCCGCGGCGCUCGCCCCCCGGGCCCCGGCUCGGGCCGCGAGUCGCAGCUCCCUGCCGCCGCCGCCACGGAUGCCCGCAGCUGCUCCCCUCUGCAGUGCAGCAACCCCGGCCGCCGGCCGGCCCGCCUUGGCUCCCGGCUGCAGGAAUAGCGCCAGGACGCUGGCCCCACUCGCAGCUAGCUUGCACGCCAGGGCACAGCGAGGAUGGGAGGGUCGCAGUCCCUGCAGCCAGCCCCAGCCAGCGACCUGAACCUGGAGGCUUCCGAGGCAAUGAGUUCCGAUUCUGAAGAGGCAUUUGAGACCCCGGAGUCAACGACCCCUGUCAAAGCUCCGCCAGCUCCACCCCCACCACCCCCUGAAGUCAUCCCAGAACCCGAGGUCAGCGCACAGCCACCCCCGGAAGAACCAGGAUGUGGUUCUGAGACAGUCCCUGUCCCUGAUGGCCCACGGAGCGACUCGGUGGAAGGAAGUCCCUUCCGUCCCCCGUCACACUCCUUCUCUGCCGUCUUCGAUGAAGACAAGCCGAUAGCCAGCAGCGGGACUUACAACUUGGAUUUUGACAACAUUGAGCUUGUGGAUACCUUUCAGACCUUGGAACCUCGUGCCUCAGACGGUAAGAAUCAGGAGGGCAAAGUGAACACACGGAGGAAGUCCACGGAUUCCGUCCCCAUCUCUAAGUCUACGCUGUCCCGGUCGCUCAGCCUGCAAGCCAGUGACUUUGAUGGUGCUUCUUCCUCAGGUAAUCCUGAGGCCGUGGCCCUCGCCCCAGAUGCAUAUAGCACGGGUUCCAGCAGUGCUUCCAGUACCCUUAAGCGAACUAAAAAACCAAGGCCGCCUUCCUUAAAAAAGAAACAGACCACCAAGAAACCCACAGAGACCCCCCCAGUGAAGGAGACGCAACAGGAGCCAGAUGAAGAGAGCCUCGUCCCCAGUGGGGAGAAUCUAGCAUCUGAGACGAAAACAGAAUCUGCCAAGACGGAAGGUCCUGGCCCAGCCUUAUUGGAGGAGACGCCCCUUGAGCCUGCUGCAGGGCCCAAAGCUGCCUGCCCUCUGGACUCAGAGGGUGCAGAAGGGGCUGUCCCCCCAGCUUCUGGAGGUGGCAGAGUGCAGAACUCACCCCCUGUCGGGAGGAAAACGCUGCCUCUUACCACGGCCCCGGAGGCAGGGGAGGUGACCCCAUCAGAUAGUGGGGGGCAAGAGGACUCUUCAGCCAAAGGGCUCUCCGUAAGGCUGGAGUUUGACUAUUCCGAGGACAAGUGUAGUUGGGACAACCAGCAGGAAAACCCCCCUCCUACCAAAAAGAUAGGCAAAAAGCCAGUUGCCAAAAUGCCCCUGAGGAGGCCAAAGAUGAAAAAGACACCCGAGAAACUUGACAACACUCCUGCCUCACCUCCCAGAUCCCCUGCUGAACCCAAUGACAUCCCCAUUGCUAAAGGUACUUACACCUUUGAUAUUGACAAGUGGGAUGACCCCAAUUUUAACCCCUUUUCUUCCACCUCAAAAAUGCAGGAGUCUCCCAAACUGCCCCAACAAUCAUACAGCUUUGACCCAGACACCUGUGACGAGUCCGUUGACCCCUUUAAGACAUCCUCUAAGACCCCCAGCUCACCUUCUAAAUCCCCAGCCUCCUUUGAGAUCCCAGCCAGUGCUAUCGAAGCCAAUGGAGUGGACGGGGAUGGGCUAAACAAGCCCGCCAAGAAGAAGAAGACGCCCCUAAAGACUGACACAUUUAGGGUGAAAAAGUCGCCAAAACGGUCUCCUCUCUCUGAUCCACCUUCCCAGGACCCCACCCCAGCUGCUACACCAGAAACACCACCAGUGAUCUCCGCGGUGGUCCACGCCACAGAUGAGGAAAAGCUGGCGGUCACCAACCAGAAGUGGACAUGCAUGACGGUGGACCUGGAGGCUGACAAACAGGACUACCCGCAGCCCUCGGACCUGUCCACCUUUGUAAACGAGACCAAAUUCAGUUCACCCACUGAGGAGUUGGAUUACAGAAACUCCUAUGAAAUUGAAUAUAUGGAAAAAAUUGGCUCCUCCUUACCUCAGGACGAUGACGCCCCGAAGAAGCAGGCCUUGUACCUUAUGUUUGACACUUCUCAGGAGAGCCCUGUCAAGUCAACUCCCGUCCGCAUGUCAGAGUCCCCGACGCCGUGUUCAGGGUCAAGUUUUGAAGAGACUGAAGCCCUUGUGAACGCUGCUACAAAAGCCCAGCAUCCUGUCCCACGAGGACUGGCCCCUAACCAAGAGCCACACUUGCAGGUGUCGGAGAAAUCCUCCCAGAAGGAACUGGAGGCCAUGGGCUUGGGCACCCCUUCAGAGGCGAUUGAAAUUACAGCUCCCGAGGGCUCCUUUGCCUCUGCUGACGCCCUCCUCAGCAGGCUAGCUCACCCCGCCUCUCUCUGUGGUGCACUUGACUAUCUGGAGCCCGACUUAGCAGAAAAGAACCCCCCACUAUUCGCUCAGAAACUUCAGAGAGAGGCUGCUCACCCAACAGACGUCUCCAUCUCCAAAACAGCCUUGUACUCCCGCAUUGGGACCGCCGAGGUGGAGAAACCUGCAGGCCUUCUGUUCCAGCAGCCCGACCUGGACUCUGCCCUCCAGAUUGCCAGAGCAGAGAUCAUAACCAAGGAGAGGGAGGUCUCAGAAUGGAAAGAUAAAUAUGAAGAAAGCAGGCGGGAAGUGAUGGAAAUGAGGAAAAUAGUGGCCGAGUACGAGAAGACCAUCGCUCAGAUGAUAGAGGACGAACAGAGAGAGAAGUCGGUCUCCCACCAGACAGUGCAGCAGCUGGUUCUGGAGAAGGAGCAAGCCCUGGCUGACCUGAACUCCGUGGAGAAGUCUCUGGCCGACCUUUUCAGGAGAUAUGAGAAGAUGAAGGAGGUCCUGGAAGGCUUCCGCAAGAAUGAAGAGGUGCUGAAGAGGUGUGCACAGGAGUACCUGUCCCGAGUGAAGAAGGAGGAGCAGAGGUACCAGGCCCUGAAGGUGCAUGCAGAGGAGAAACUGGACAGGGCCAAUGCUGAGAUCGCUCAGGUUCGAGGCAAGGCCCAGCAGGAGCAAGCCGCCCACCAGGCCAGCCUACGGAAGGAGCAGCUGCGAGUGGAUGCCCUGGAAAGGACGCUGGAGCAGAAGAAUAAAGAAAUAGAAGAACUCACCAAGAUUUGUGACGAACUGAUUGCCAAAAUGGGGAAGAGCUAACUCUGAACCGAAUGUUUUGGACUUAACUGUUGCGUGCAAUAUGACCGUCGGCACACUGCUGUUCCUCCAGUUCCAUGGACAGGUUCUGUUUUCACUUUUUCGUAUGCACUACUGUAUUUCCUUUCUAAGUAAAGUUGAUUUGAUUGUAUGCAGUACUAAGGAGACUAUCAGAAUUUCUUGCUAUUGGUUUGCAUUUUCCUAGUAUAAUUCAUAGCAAGUUGACCUCAGAGUUCCUGUAUCAGGGAGAUUGUCUGAUUCUCUAAUAAAAGACACAUUGCUGACCUUGGCCUUGCCCUUUGUACACACGUUCCCAGGGUGAGCAGCUUUUGGAUUUAAUAUGAACAUGUACAGCGUGCAUAGGGACUCUUGCCUUAAGGAGUGUAAACUUGAUCUGCAUUUGCUGAUUUGUUUUUUAAAACACAAGAAAUGCAUGUUUCAAAUAAAAUUCUCUAUUGUAAAUAAAUUUUUUUCUUUGGAUCUUGGCAA